AUGGCUACAGAAAUCUCUUCUGGUGAAAAGUCUUCGACUUCAACUCACGAUGAUAAAAUAGUACCCAUUAGCAACGAGGAGUCGUUACCGACAAGUAUACAACCGGCGUACACCGUUUUCUCCAAAGCCCAGCUGAGGCAGCUGCAACUACUUCUUGGUAUCGCAACAAUCACGUCUCCUCUGACGGCCACGAUAUAUUUCCCUCUAUUACCGCUUUUACGCGACCAGUUUCAUACCUCUGCGCAAGCCAUCAAUUUGACUUUGACGCUCUACAUCAUCUUUCAGGCAAUCUCGCCUGUUUUCUUUGGGCCGUUGUCGGAUUUGUAUGGCCGAAGGCCCUUCUUUCUAUUUACACUUGGGCUCUACGUUGUGGGAAAUAUUGGACUUGCAGCCAAUAAAGAUAAUUACACUGUUCUUCUAGUAUUACGAGCAAUACAGAGCUUGGGCGCAAGUGCUGCCUACGCCAUCAGCUUUGGCGUCGUUGCGGAUGUCUGCGAGUCGAAAGAGAGAGGACGCAUGCUGGGGCCUAUCAGUAUGGCUCUCAACCUUGGGGCAUGCGUUGGACCCGUAGUUGGCGGCGUCGUGGCCUAUACGAGCGGCAGCUACGUGUGGGUGUUUUGGUCUCUCGUCAUCAUAGGUUUGGUACUCUUCUGUGGCGUGGGACUUUUGCUCCCAGAAACAGCCAGAAGUUUAGUUGGCAAUGGAAGCGAUUCUUCACGGUACCGUUGGUGGCAGCUCAGCUGGCUGGGCCUUGUUAGACAUCGAUUAAAAACAUCACCGGCGAAUAGUCAGUUGGAAGCAACCGCUACAGCCAUCGAAGCACCAAAGACGGUCAUCCGGGCUUAUGGGCUUGGCAAUCUUUUUGCUUGUCUUCGCAUCAUCUUUUAUCGGGACACGUUUCUGGCUCUCUGGAUUCAUGGGUCUUUCUACACCGUGGACUAUUCGUUUGUUGCUGCCGUUCCCGAUAUAUUUCAAGAUAUUUAUGGCUUCAAUGACUUGGAACUUGGAUUUGCAUAUCUUCCAAGGGGAGUUGGAAUCAUUAUUGGGAGCUAUUGCACAGGGAAGAUGAUGGAUGCGAACUACCGUGCAAUUACGCGAGCCACGGGUCGAACUGAUGACCGUGUGACGGGUGACGAUCUGCUGAAUUUUCCCAUUGAGCUCGCCAGAACGCGCUUUAGCUUUCAUCUCUUGGCCAUCUCGACAGCGACAAUAAUUGGAUAUGGUUGGGCCGUCGACCGUGGUGCUCCAGUUGCUGUGCCGCUGAUUCUCCAAUUCAUUCAGGGCUUCUGGGGAACCGCGUUUUACACCAUGUAUGCAGCUCUUCUUGUCGACGGAUUCCCAGAGAGCCCCAGCACUGCGGCUGCAUCUACAAGCCUCAUUCGAUGCGCCAUGGCCGCGGCUGGAGUGGCAGUACUUCAGCCGUUGCUCACAGCAGCUGGUCGAGGAUGGUAUUUCACUACUUUGGGGCUGUGGAGCGGUGGAUUUGGAGUCUUGGCUGUGAUGUUGCUGCGGUGGAGGGGGAUGAAGUGGCGUCGGUCGAGAAGUGGAAUUAGUUCUGACAAUCAGUGAGUAAAAGAUGGGAUACAGGUUGGACACUCGUGUACAGAAAGCAAUGUUCAUCGCUUUGC
Molecule: messenger RNA, 1628 nt
Organism: Trichoderma atroviride IMI 206040
Lineage: Eukaryota; Fungi; Ascomycota; Sordariomycetes; Hypocreales; Hypocreaceae
Biological process (GO): transmembrane transport
Cellular component (GO): plasma membrane
Molecular function (GO): transmembrane transporter activity
Source: RefSeq, a predicted model, not a curated record